AUCUGAAUAAACACCGGCAUGACACGAAACGAGCACUAAUAUCAAUAUUGUAUCGUCACACAUGUCACCAAUAACAGUAUAUCAUACGAUACUUAUAAAAUGACAGGGUGGCGGUCAGUUUGUUCAAGGGAUUCAUAAGAUAAGCGAGUUUUGUCAGAAAAACUCCAAUUACGACUUUUACCGUGAUUACAGUUUAUUGUUGAUCGUCAGAGAAACGCUGCGAUAAGGAAAUAUAUAAUUGAUGUCAAUAACGGCUGACAUUCAAGAUGCAUAUCAAUUUGCAAAUUAUCGUAUUGCUAUCUGUAACUAUGACUCAUCACCUAACUUUGGCACAAACGUGCAACGAGAGGCAACUACCAGGUCCCACUCUAGUAGACAUGUGCGGUGAAUCCGGCACGUUGAUGUCUUUUCUAGACUCAGCCAUACGAAAGAACGAAAAAAUAUCGGGAAUAUGCGAACGCGUGACGCCCAUCGAGACACCAGAUCCCGAGUAUGACUACAUCGUAGUUGGCGGUGGUGCGGCAGGUUCUGUGGUAGCCGCCAGACUGAGCGAGAUUUCCCACUGGAAAGUUUUACUUCUCGAAGCUGGUGAUGACGAACCUGCAGCUGCACAAAUUCCGAGCAUGGCCGAAACUAUAGCUGGUUCCAAUUUGAGCUGGGGAUACCAAAGUAGUAACGAAAGUUACGCCUGCCUCUCAACGAAUGGUUCUUGUCCGUACGCCGCGGCGAGAGUUCUCGGUGGAUGUACGGUGCACAACGGGAUGGUAUAUUUGAGGGGCAAUCCAACGGAUUACAACAAUUGGGCCGCUAUGGGUAAUGAGGGCUGGACAUGGGAUGAAGUGAAACCUUUCUUUCUCAAGGCGGAGGAUAACGGUGAAAUUGAUAGAGUUGGAAGAUUCUGGCACGCCACGGGGGGUCCACUAUCCGUUGAGAGAUUUCCCUAUGAACCUCCUUUUGCCAAUGCUAUGCUUAAAGCAGCUGAACAGGCAGGAUUUCGCAUUAGUCAAGAUUUCAACGGAGACGUGUUGAGUGGUUUUGGAAUGGUACAAAGCACUACUAAAAAUGGAGUCAGACGUAGCAGCGCCGCAUCGUAUCUACGGCCCAGCAGGAACCGUGAGAAUCUACACGUUUCCCUGAACUCGACUGUCACAAGAGUAAUAAUCGAGGACGGGAAGGCAGUCGGCGUCGAGUACUUUAAGAAUGGUGAGUUCAAGAUAGUUCGUACAUCGCGAGAAGUGAUUCUCAGCGCCGGAAAUAUCAAAUCGCCUCACAUUCUACUUCUCUCUGGCAUUGGGCCCCAGGAACACCUCGAGUCAAUGGGCAUCGCAGUUGUCAAAGAUUUGCCUGGUGUUGGCAGCAAUUACCACGACCACGUGUUCUUCAUGCUCAACUUUACCAUCAAUGACCCUGACACCUACGAGAACAACUGGGCAGCUGCUACCGAGUACCUCGCCUUUCAGACUGGCCCAUUGUCUGGUCAUGGAAUAACCGGGAUAGUCGCUCAGCUAGCUUCCAGCAAAACAACGCCUGACUAUCCAGACAUGCAAAUAUAUAACAUUGGUUACGACGCCGCCUGCGCGCCCGGUGAAAUCGGUGCUCUUCGCAGUACAGGGGAGCGCAGUGUAGACUUGGCGUCAGUUUUACUUCAUCCGAAAAGCAGAGGACGAAUCAGUCUGGCUUCGAACGAUCCUUUUGAACAACCCCUGAUCUGGAGUAACAUCUUGAGCGAACCCAGUGAUCUUGAUAUCCUUGUAGAAGCCAUAAAUAGUGCUAUCAAGUUGACCAAUACGGACGCAAUGAGAGCCUACAAUAUGACGUUAUCAGUAACGGCCCUCGAACCCUGCAGUAGUUACACUUUUGCCACCGCCGAGUAUUGGAAGUGUAUGCUACGGUGGGGUAGAAUAGACUUACCUCAUGGAAGCGGAUCCUGCAAGAUGGGCCCCAAGCAUGACGCAAUGGCAGUUGUCGAUCAUAAGCUUCGAGUUCGAGGCAUCAAAGGAUUGCGCGUUGCGGAUACUUCGAUCAUGCCUGAGAUUGUUUCAGGGAAUACUGGCACACCAACAAUGAUGAUAGGGGAACGAGCUGCAGACUUCAUCAAGAAAGAUUCCGAUCACUUAGACAGAAUGGAAGUUCCUCCUACGAAGCAAAUGUACUUGCGUGAUUGGUCAGGUGCAUAAAUGUGACUGGAAAACGUUGCUUUUUGAGGAAAGUGAAACUGGAUGUAUCCUAAAAUCUGUAACGUUGAUCUGCAACUCAGGAUUGAAGAUAUUAAAACCGUGGAUGAGAUUACAAACCGUUGAUCUUAUACCACCAUUCAUGGACGGAAUAAACGUACCACGGAUUUCGGACACUUUCAUAAUGAUUCAAAUGAUUUUCCUGCUGAUUUAAUACAGCAUUGUCGUCUCUCGAAUAAUGCGCUUUGUAGAACAGGUGGUUAGCCAUAAAAUCUCCGGUAACACCACUAUUGAAAAAAAAUAAAUAAAAUGAACAU
This is a messenger RNA of Neodiprion virginianus, 2491 nucleotides long. RefSeq names its product glucose dehydrogenase [FAD, quinone]-like. The record is from RefSeq and is a predicted model, not a curated record. The coding region runs from base 267 to 2177 and encodes 636 amino acids. The transcript has 6 exons. NCBI's taxonomy places the organism in Eukaryota, Metazoa, Arthropoda, Insecta, Hymenoptera, Diprionidae. Gene Ontology annotation, molecular function: oxidoreductase activity, acting on CH-OH group of donors; flavin adenine dinucleotide binding.